UCCCUUGACAUUUGUUAUCAUUGGACAACCAAAAAUCAAAAUCAUGAUUCAAAUUAAUUAGCUUGGUCCGAUAGAUCGAUAUUAUUAAUAAGUGUAUCAACUAAUUUAAGAGGUUUUCGUGUACUGUAAUAAUCAGUCAUGUUUCGAAGAUGUAGUUCAGACGACUCAGAAUUAUCAGAUUCUGUUAUUAAUUCUAAAUCAGCGAUCCGGAUAAGUGUAUGCCUACAACGAUAUUUUAAGGACGUUCGCUCUCGAUGUUAUAUACAUGUUAUAAGGAAUCGACGAGUGCGUUGGUUAGAAAAGCGUUUACAAAAAAUAUUUUCGUUACCCGGUGGGUUUUGUCUUUGUGCCAAUGGACACUUAUUGCCCUCAUCCGAACCACUUGCAUUGCUGCGUGCUGAAGACUCUGUAGAAGUAAUUCCUCUUCUUGAAGGACAUGUGGAAAUGCUACACAAAAAAGAUUCUUUAGACUUGAAUGUAAACAAUCAGUCGGAAAAGGAAGCUCAGAAUGGGGAAACAGUAAGCGAAUCACCUCACACACUCUGUGGUAUCAAUCACUUCGCUUCCAUCUCCAACCACAGUCGGACGACAUCAGAAGGAGCCAAUAACGACGGAACAUCGAAAACAACAAACGGAGUUCCGGGCACCUCCAAACUCGAGAGCCACGAUGACACAGACGGGAUCACCACAUCGAAUCACGCGCAAGACUCGGUGAAUAAUAAUAACACCAGUUUUACAGGAGAAAAUAAAGGAAACGGUGACACAAAAGACACGGCGAUUACUUUCCACCAACUCAAGCGCCGUGCGCUCGCUUUGCUGGACGCGCACCGCAGCGCGCGCGACGCCGCCGACGCCGGAGGCGAACCGCCGCCGCGACGCGUCCGGCGGCGCGUCCGGCGUCGCACUCGACGCAACCCACAGCCGGAGCGGGAGAAAACUGAACAGGAAAUGGAGCCGGAGCCGGAGCAGGAGCAGGAGCGGGAGCCGGAGCAGGAGCCGGAGCCGGAGCCAGAGCCGGAGCCGGAGCCGGAACCGGAGCCGGAGCUGGAACCAGAGUUGGAGCGACAAUUGGGACCGGUGUCCGAGUCCCCUUCGGACUGCGAGCAGCCCGUGUCGCGCAACGGCGCGGCGCGCUCGCGGCGCCCGCGCGUCGUGCGGCCGCUCGGCGCGGACGAGUGGCCGCGUGGCCGCGAGCCGGACGAUUGCAGUAAAUAAGCAAUUCUCAUAUCCGAAUCCGCCGAUAGCCCGAUCUCGGAAAUAUUGAGAUUCGACUUGCAUGAUCACAGCUUAGUGCAAAGAUUAAACGAUUGCGCAUUUAGCUCGAUAUGUAUUUUUGUUAAUUUGUUUGCCUAAUCGAAAGGAGAUAAAUCGUUGUUUUAAGGUCGAUAUCGUCACACGUUCAAAUACACUCGACCAUUACUAUAUAGGCGUACACUACGACAAUAGAAAUAAAGUGAUAUGUGUGUGGAAUCAUAUGACUUUGUUAUAUUAUCUGUAUAUGGACUGAUUAGUAACAAAAUGUUAGAUUUUAUAUUGUUAAAUUGUACCUAAAUUAUAUGUAUAACUAAAAUAUAAAACAAUCUCAAUGUACUAAAUUGCUCACGGAGAAUACAAUGCUUACUUUAGAAUAUGAGUAAUAAGCUACACAGCUCUAAACAAAUAAAUGACUUGUAAGUGAA
Messenger RNA from Vanessa atalanta (red admiral), 1679 nucleotides. RefSeq names its product putative mediator of RNA polymerase II transcription subunit 29. The record is from RefSeq and is a predicted model, not a curated record. The transcript is spliced from 2 exons. NCBI's taxonomy places the organism in Eukaryota, Metazoa, Arthropoda, Insecta, Lepidoptera, Nymphalidae. The coding region runs from base 139 to 1215 and encodes 358 amino acids.